AUGAGCUCCAAAGAAAAACCAGGUUCCUCGCUAAGCAAACCUAACCCUAGAGAGAAAGAGAGACCUCCCGUUGCAACGAAUGAGGAAGGCUUUGCGACUCCGAUUUCACGCAAGCUUCUGCACGAACCUGCAGUUGUUCGAGUAGAGCUGUUGCAGACGCGAACCCCUGUGGAGGGGUGUGAACUGACACCUUUUGUUCUUCUUAAGGACUUGAACGGUGAUCAGCGCACAGCAGAAGCUAUGGAAACGCGAACGAAAGGGGUCUUAGCAGCACAGUACCGUUGGUAUCGUCGGGAGUACCGGUUUGUGUGCGCGAAGACGGGUUUGCCGGCCCAGUUUGAGUGCCUGGAGCUUGGACGUGUCCGUACUGAGCUGGAACGCCUAGGAGAUACAUCCGUUGCUAAUAUAGCAGGACUCGCGUAUUUUCACCAAAGUACUGAGAUCAUAGAUAUAUGGUCAACGUUUCGGGAACUCUGGCGGAGAGUUCGUGUUUUACAGCAACAAAAGGAGGCCCGCAGAGAGCCCGCGCUUCGCAACAAAAAUGCAUUACGCAUCGACCAGAGCAGAGACGAAGCCUUGGUGUGCGAGAUUCCGCCGGAAAAUGACUCGAAGUUGGUGGAAUGUGGUUUUGUGCGGAACUAUGCCCCCACUAUGGUUGACAUCGGGAGGACUCUUGUACUCGAGUGUCGAUAUAUCUGGAAAGUGCCCAAUGAGGAGAUCCGUAUCGGUCCGCCAGUUUACUUUGAAACUCUACCGGUCAUACCGUUUCCACCACCGCCUCCGGAGAGGCGCAUGUUUCUGGUUGCCGACACAAACUGUGAUUACUCCGUCAAGGAUCGCGUCUGCAGUGGUGAACCGAACUGCUUCCCUUUGCGCCUGCUAUCAUACAAUUGCUUGGCAGAGAUAUACGCGAAUUCAGACCUCUACUCAUAUUGCCCAGACUGGGCGCUGUCUUGGAAUUAUCGCCGACGGAAUCUGCUGCGGGAAAUUCUGAGCCUUGAGGCUGAUGUGGUUUGCUUGCAGGAGAUCCAGGCGGAUCACUUUGAAGAGCAUUUCAACCCAGCAAUGCGUCGCGCUGGCUACGAGGGAAUAUACAAAGCGAAGAUGCGAGAGUCCAUGGGGCGUAAGGGCAAAGUCGAUGGAUGUGCAACAUUUUACCGUCGGGAUCGCUUUCAACUUAUUGAGAAACACGAGAUUGAGUACAGUACGGUAGCCCGCGAAAAGGUGAAAGAAAAACGUCUACUCAAUCGACUUAUGAAAGACAAUGUUGCUUUGCUUGUUGUUCUCGAGGAUACUGCAACAAACAGCAGAGUCUGUGUCGCGAACACGCAUAUUUUCUGGGAUCCUGACCAAACGGAUGUCAAACUUUUUCAAGUAGAUACUUUUCUGCAAGAGGCGGAACGUUACAUUGGGCCUCGCAACCUUCCGCUUCUCAUCGCAGGCGAUUUCAACUCGCUUCCUGAGAGUUCUAUAUAUGAACUGGUAGUAGGAAACGAAGUCAGCGGUCAACGACCAGAUGUUAUUGAUGGGAUGCUUGAAAUAUUGAAAAUUUCUCCAUGUCAACAUAACAUGUUGCUUCGAUCCGUGUACGGUCUAGGAGGCGAGUUCACGGAGCCUGCAUAUACGAACUAUACUGGACACUUUGUUGGGACCCUAGAUUUCAUCUUUUUUACUCCUGACAAGAUCGUGCCGGUUGGAACGCUUGAGAUCCUCGAUGAGGCGCGGUUACUUGGGGAAGAAUAUACCGCGCUCCCGAAUCCGCGCUGGUCCUCGGAUCAUAUCUCGAUCAUGGCGGACUUUGACAUCCGCGUGCUUCAUCCGGGGCAAAGCACAGCCUCGUGGGCCUGA
This is a messenger RNA of Cyanidioschyzon merolae strain 10D, 1848 nucleotides long. RefSeq names its product probable carbon catabolite repressor Ccr4p. Bases 1 to 1848 code for a protein of 615 amino acids. Gene Ontology annotation, biological process: nuclear-transcribed mRNA poly(A) tail shortening. Gene Ontology annotation, molecular function: poly(A)-specific ribonuclease activity. The transcript has a single exon. The record is from RefSeq and is a predicted model, not a curated record. Lineage: Eukaryota; Rhodophyta; Bangiophyceae; Cyanidiales; Cyanidiaceae. Gene Ontology annotation, cellular component: cytoplasm; nucleus; CCR4-NOT complex.